CUUAUUUUCGUGCCCUAUUAGUAUACGCCUUACAACUAAUCAACUAUGGAGCGCAAAUCUUGGCAUAUCUCUCUGGAAUUAGUGAUAAACGAUAAUUUCGUAUCUUAAACCGCGUGAAACGCAAACAAAACAAAACUGGAUCGAUUUCAGGUCGAAUUUUCCCAAUUAUUAACGUUGCAGUCGAAAACCGGAACGUUGUAUAGUAAAAAGUACGUCAUGGAUCGGAUAAUUUGCUGCAAAGUUUAUUAUUUUGAUAUUUCUUCAUUGUGGGAGUUCGACAAGAGAUCCAGGCAAAGUUGAUCGAAUCGUACGUGGAAACAAACCGGAAAAACAUGUUGAGUGUCGGUGGUAGUUUAACCGCGAGCAGACUGUUUAAUAUUUUUGACUUUGAGAGGCCCAGGCUUCAGGUGUAUGGUCCGUUUGAACCAAAAUUGAAGAGGAAUGGUAAUAGUAGGAUAAUCGCAGACACACCGUCGUCGACUUGGACCGAACCGCGCCCACCAAACACCCCGUCUCCGACAAACGGCAACGUCGCAGAUGCGACCAUGGUAACCGUCCUGGACGCGCAACCGAUCAAAAGCGAGACCCCACCCGAACGUCCCCGAUCCGUGGCCGAAGAUGACCGCAAAAGUCCGAGCAAACCCGAACAGGACGAAAAGCCACCUCGGAUCCGACUUAAGGCCGCUUUAGCCACCGAUCCAGCCCUAAGUAUGAUGGCCAACGUGAAAAACGAAGUGCUGGAAGGUUCGCCCGAAUAUUUGUCAUCGCUUUCUCCAGCGAUACAGACCGCGUUGGCCAGUAGGGGGCUGUUGUUUCCCGGGGGGUUGAAUUUGGAAGCUGUGGCAGCUAUGGCGGUGGCUCAGAGGGCUGUAGCGAGUACCACUCCGUCUGAGCCCAGCGGAAGUUCGGAGGGUAGUAGGGCUUCGGUACCUAUUUAUCAAUGUGUUCCUUGUGGGAUCAGGUUUUCUUCUUUGAGUACUUUGGAGGCUCAUCAGACGUACUAUUGUUCGCAUAGACCGAAUAAGCCCGCGGAAGACGAUCCGAAACAACAGAGCGUUUGCGCAGACGGUACCGUCGGUCAAUCGGACGCGGAUCCCUCUGAUCCGAACGCGAAAAAUGUGCGCGUAAACAAACAGUACACGUGCAUGCACUGUUCCUAUAGCGCAGACAAGAAAGUGAGCCUUAACAGACAUAUGCGCAUGCACACGGUCAGUCCCGGACCCGCGCCGGCUACUAUGACCGGUGGUUCCGGUUUGGCCAACGGAGAUGCCGCCGGUGCCCCGGAUCAGGACCGGUACUGCGCAGAAUGUGAUAUCCGGUUCAGUUCGCAGAAGACGUUCAGGGCCCAUAAGAUGCACUAUUGUAACUCUAGGCACGUGGUGAAAUCUACGGCACCUCCUUCCAGCUGCACCUCAGGCUCUUCUCCGACCAGUCCGGUAGACCCCGCCACCUGUCGAACCCCACCCUCGCCCACGGCCUCUUCUGCUCCCCAGCAACAUUUCCUAGCCCUACCCACCAACCCCAUAAUAAUAGUUCCAUAUUCCUUGUUCAAAUCCGCGAGUGUGCUGCCCUCUUUGAGUACCGCCACCGGGUUUCCCAGUCCGGACACACCCUGUUUUCUUAUGCCCAACGGUACCUUGCAGCCGAUGACUAGCGCACUGACGGCGGUCAGCUCGAAUUCAGCACCUCAGGGUGAGCAAGUGCUGAAAGCUGUCAAUAAGGGCAAAGAGACUGGAAAUAACCGUGAAUCUUCAUCUGCCCCGUUGGAUCUCACAGUGCGCAAAUCGCCGGAUCCGGAAUAUUCAAAAUCCGGCAGCCUGAAUACUCUCGACCCGGACCAGGAAAAAGAAAACAUGAAGCAUCGCUCUCCAUCUCCGGAGAGAAUCGAGUGCGAGCCCUCGAUACAAGGCUCGCCGUGUUCCACCCCCAGUGGGGGUUGCGAAAAAGGCUCGCCGGGUCUCAGCCACAGUCCCAAAAGGAAACUAGACGACUUAUCCAGAAGCAACAGUCCGAGAUCUUCCAAAACUCCCAAGUUAAGUUUGGAAAAACAUCUGAGGACCAGUCCGGAAGCGGUAUCGGCUGCCGGAGCGGCUCCGUUUGAAAUACCACCCGCCCUACACCCUCUCCUACUCAGGAGCGGCAAUAUUUCCGCAUUGAUUCCUCCAGAGUUGCAGAUGCGCCUCUCUGAUUUGGCCCCGAUUCCCCCGGUGAUGCCUCAGGUGAUAGUCAAACAAGGGGUCUCCAAGUGUAAAGAGUGCAACAUUGUCUUCUGCAAACACGAGAACUACUUGAUUCAUAAAAAGCACUAUUGUUCCUCCAGGUCCGCGGACGACGAUGCCUCUAAGAACAGCGGUAGUCCGCCAGUGAGUCCCAGAAGUGGAGGUACUACCAGUCCAGCCACCCAGUACCAGCAGCUAAUAUGUCUGGCAUGCGGAAUCAAAUUCACUUCGCCCGAUAAUUUGAAUGCACACCAGCAGUACUACUGUCUGAAAAGGGGCGAUACCGAGCCUAAAAGGUGUGCCAAAUGUCGUGGUUUAUUUGAGCCCGGACACCAGUGUGUGACGCAUACAGCUGUAGCGGGUUGGAAAUGUCCGUGCUGUGACGUCAUAAGUGCCACCGCUAGCGCUGCGCAGCGUCAUAUGGAGUCCCACACGGGUGUAAAGGCUUAUUUGUGUAAUAUAUGUAGAUAUAAAGGAAAUACGCUCAGAGGAAUGAAGACUCAUAUUAGGAUGCAUUUUCAUAAGAGAUCGCCUGACCUGCAGGAAGAAAACUAUAUUUCCUACAUCCUGGACGACGACACAGUAGUGGCUGCCGGUAUGGAAAUAUCCGCGCCUCCCGUCGUCGUGGCGGACGAGGUGUCCUCCUCACCAAACCUGGACACGCGACCGGAUCCCCACUUGUGCCCUCACUGCCCUUACAGUUCCCCGUACAAAGCCAACGUGGUGAGACACGUCAAGUUGGUCCACGAGUGUAGUGAGGAGGCAAACGGCGAGCCUCCCAGAGGUAGUAUUAUUAAGGAGGAGGACGAGGAGAUUAUUGUAAAAAAAGAAGCCAUGGAACCGGAAAUAAUUAUCGCGCCGGUAGAUGGAGUCACGAUCAAAGAAGAACCGGAUUUAUCCAGUCCGAAAGGGAGCGACGAAAUUGUCCAGGAAGUGCCAACGAAACCGGGGGCGCAUUACUGCAAAUCAUGUAAUAUUUACUUCACUUACCCGAAUUCGUUUAUCGCCCAUAAGAAGUUUUAUUGUUCGAGUCACGCGGGGGAGAUUUCCAGUAGUAAUAAUAACAAUAACACCGCGCCCAGGCCUGCCGAGGCGUCGGUUUUAUAAAAACCGAUUGUCGGUGUAGUUUUUUGUCUCACUUAGUCAUUAACGGGAAAAAGAAACGUAUACUUUAGGACGACUGAUAUACGGGCACAGUCCGAAAAAUUCAUUUGCAUCAUUAGGUUAGGAACCAACAAUGAUUCUACUUUAAAUUUGUCCAUCCAUAGUUCGGCAGAAGUUUCUAUGGUUCUAGUCAUCUGUAAAGUACACCUACAACAGCUAUCAUCUGUCGAAAUUUUUUUAGGACUUUAGAGCUAGUGAAGUGUCAAGAAAGAGUCUUAUAUUUGGAUUUUGAAUUUAUUUUUCAAGUUCAGUUUAUUUCAGGCAACUCCACUAGUUUCCUCCCUUGAUUCAGAUCGUGAAUGAUAGAUGGUGCUUUGAUUUACCAUUGCUCACACUAUCGUACGAGGGUUUCUAUAAAUUAAAGUCGCUAAAGUCUUUAAGUAAAUAAAACACUAGUAAUUAACUAAGGCACUUUAAUAACUGAAAACUUUUUACAUAAUUUGUAAUAAUCAUAAGACAUGUCAAUUCAACGCCACCUCCUAUAAUAUUCACCACUCAUUACGUAUAACCGAAUAUCGAGCGUACUUUACUAAAGGUGAAUUCACAUGACUUGGUAACGGAAUAACUAACACAUCGUCGGCUUAAUUAACUCCAAAAUUUUAAAUUAUUCAGGAGAUGCAAAAAACUUGUCAGAAUGAGAAAAUAUAAUAAAACAAGAUAAGUUUCCAAAAUAUUUUAUUUUGUUUAAUGCUUGAACAUAGAAAAUUAUUGCUCUUGUCAAAAAUAGGCUUUAUUCUUGAAAUAUUGGGAGUUAGGUUAUAUGCGUUCCAUUCGCAACAGGAGAUAGGCAAUGAUCUGAUUCAUUGCAACUUAAUUAUAAAAAAACUUUAAAGACGCAAGCAAAAGACAAAAAGCAAGAGGCAUUUUACAAAUGUGGUAAGUUAUCAUAAAAAAAUGAAAGUCCUUAGGAAUUGAAGAUUUAAGGUCCAUUAAGUGUUGAAAUUUUCAGAUUUAAUUGGUAUUGGAGUCGGAUACAUUAACGGCAACUCUUCUAAAUUCCAGAUUUUUUUAUCUUCUUUCGUCAUUCUAUAAGGCAAAGGCAUCCAUUCUUCUGUAUGCCUGAUUUUAAAAAGAAUUCAGUGUUCAUUAUACUGAAGUGCUCUAAUGUUUGUUACAGUAGGAUCACCUGACGAUCUACCAGGACGGAUGGAACUAAUGCAUUGAACAUCUUGAAACUUUUUGAAAUAUGUAUGAUCCAAGUACUCCACCACGUAGGGUUUCGGAUUUAUACGAGCAGUUUAACAAAUAUUGACAUAGUCUGCUGGGACGUUUAUGACUCGGUUUUUUAGUUUCCGCUCGAUUGUGGAGUGCAUUGAAUCGCACUUCAUUUGCGUAUGCCCUUUUUCUAAAAAUUUUUGCUCAAUUGUAAUCCCAUGCUUUUGUGCAAAGUUGAAAAGUGCAUUGGCAAGAAUUGCAUUUCUGUUUUGUCCAGUGCAACCAUCACUGUACAAAAUGACUUUACUAGUAGAGUUUUUUUGGGGUAUAAUAUUAGUCUCUAAAAACUUGUAAAUGAUGGUAGCAAAUGUGUUGGCAGUUUGUCCGGAAACAAUAUGCAUCCAAGGAUUUAAUGUCCAUAAUUGUAAAAUUAUGGACUAUUAAUUUUGUUUUAUAAUAUAGAGCGCUGACAUUAGAUUUUGGACUCAGUAGAACUGAUUGCAAAUCCAUUGAAAAAAUUUUUACAUCUUCUUUUUCCUUUCGUGCCUCCUCAUUUUUCUUCUGAUGUUCUUGAUAGGUAGCUUCGUCGAUAUUACCAGUCUUGUAACCCACACACGUAUCACAUUCAUCCUUUUUAGGCGAAAAAAGUGCUAAAUUUAAAUUGUCAAACUGUUUUGUUUUGGAAGAACUUUAAAGAAAUUGCACAAAUUUUCUUUUUGUGUGUCGAUUCUUGCUUUUCGAUUCACUAUUUGGGAGGAAUUAUUAUCACGCGUAUCAUUAUGGUCAUCAUCCACCAAAUCAUUUGCAGUGUGGUGUGAUUUAUUUUUUUCAAUCAACCAAUGCAAUGUUCUUGGUGCAAUUGAAAGACACUCUUAUCUUGGAUGUUGUAUGAAGAAAAUAUAUAUAGGAAAAUUCCCUUCUUGACUCGUUCUCUUUUUUUCGGUCCCUAGCUCUUGAAGUACUUUUCUUUUCAACCAGCGUCCUUAGAAACAAUUGUUUUUCGUUCCACAAAAAAAUCCAAAAUCUUGUAAACAUUUCUGUUCUUUGAUCUUCUGUUAUCUCAUUGCACUUCAUUACUGGUUUUUGUGACUUACCGUUACUGCAUUUGCAUCUCGGUCCUAUAGCUUUUGCUUUUUUUUUAAUAUCAUAAUUCCAUUUUUCUUCUUGCUUUUGUUUUCCAAAAUAUUCCUUUCCUUCUUGUCUUAAAAUCUUAUUUUUAUUUUUCUUCCAUUCCUUUUGAUCUACAUGACGUCUCUUUCUGCGUGUCCGUGAAGGGGUUUCGAUUGGAGUGUUAUUUUGUAGCUCUUCUAGUACUUCAUUUUCACUGGGUUCAUAAGAUUUAUCUGAACGACUAGAAGAAACUUCAAUAACUUCUUCUUCCAAAAUGGAGGUUGGGACUUCUUCACCAUUCUGGAACGACAUUCUGACGAUCUUCUGGUUCAAUGUUGAUUUCAUCUUCAGGAAAAUUUGAGGAGAUAAAAUUCAGUAAAUCAUCAUCAGUAAUUAAAUUGUCGUCAGCUAAUAAGUGGUUAUUAGAUGCUGAGGAGCUUGCUAGAUUAGUACUAUCAGUUAAGAGUGUAGAUAAAUCCUAAUUUUGAUCGAUAGAUCAAAUAGAGAUAGGCGAGUUUCGACUGGUAUUUUGUCGCGGCAUUUUUGACAUUUCAGUUGUUAGGCGUAUUUAAGUCGACGCGGUUAAUUUUUAUGAACCAUUUGCAUCUUAAGCCGACGACAUGACAUCUGCCUUUUUAACAAAAGAGUCAAAUAGGAUUUGUUAUAAGAUUUUUAUUUUCAGGUGACCUUUUAUUAAUACUUUGUCUAUUAGAUAAAGUAGAACGAUUUAAUAAGUUGUCAGUUUCGAAAUUAAUAUUGUCUCGAUAAUAGGACCGACAAUUUACAUUUACUACAUCAGGCUGAUCAUUAUUAACUUGAAAUUUUGUAUUUGUAGAUGCGUUAUACAUAUACGUUACAACAUUACUUGUGGGAGGCUUAAUAAAAUAGGACAUUAGGUAUUUCACCUGUAUUUUCAAUUUUAUCUAGGUCAUAUUAGGCUUUUUAUCUUUUACAUAAACUAUCUCGCCCUUUUUCUAUUUUUUUAGAAAGUUAUUACGCUUAAUAUCAUGAUAAUUUUCACACACUCUAUCAAAGCCUCAUAAGAGUCUCUACCAAUAAACUUACAUUUUUUAAGAGGCUUUUAAAAGUUUGUUCAUAUCUGUCUGACAUACCGUUGAAUUGGCGAUAAAUUUACAUUUUUUUAUUAAAUUCAUCAAAAUGUAACUUGAAAGCUACCAUGAUAUGAGAUGUAUCCUGUUGAAUAAGUGAGUCUCAAUAAAUUUAUUAAAAUAGUAACUAAUAAGUAAGGCUUACCUCUAAAAUAUAAAAUUUCUGUACCUACUACUUUCCAAGGACCAUCUGGGACUUCUCUUAAUAUUAAAGGUUCAGACCUAUUUGUUCUUUGAAAUGUUAAACAUGUUUGACAAUUCCUAAGAAGGUCUUCUAUUUCCUUGCUUAUACAUAAUACCCAUAUGGUUGAGAUUAAUUAAUAAUUGAUUUUCCAAGAGAUUUUGGUAUCAGAACACAAGAAUCCUUAAAAAGUAAUUCAUCUUUAAUGGGGAAAAAAUUGUUAAUGAACAAGUAGUUUAUUCUUAUCUGCUGACCAGGCCUGUUGCACAUAAUUAAUUAUUUUUUGAAGAUCAGUCUCAUUCUGAAAUAGCUGAAUCUUAUGGUCACUGAAGGACAGAUUUUUAAAAAUGAGCUUUAACUUCCUCAUUUAAAGAGUUGUCCUCAGAUUUAUCAUUAAGAAAAUUCCUAGAGAGAGCAUCUGCUACCAACAAAUCUUUUCUGAGCUUGUAUUUAACUUCUAGUUAAAUAGUUAGCUAAUAGGCUUACAAUCUUAAACAAUGAACAUUUUUAAUAAUUACUGACAUGCUAUAUUCACACCUAAAACCAAUGACCAAAAGAUCCUUUUCAAAUUGUGGUCAUAAUUUUUGGUUUUCUAACAAAGCUUUUCAGGCAUAAGCCACUGCUAAAUGUUAGUAGACCUAAGCUACUACUAUCAACACUUUACGCAGUGUCCUACGUGAGCGAUCAGUUGCGACGAAGCUAACGACGCGAUGCGAUGCGUCUAUAAUGCGAUGAGGGGCGAAGCGAUGCGAUUCGAUGCCGCUGUCCUAUGUGGGAAUCGCGUCGCUCACAUCAGUCAUGCCGCAGCGUUUCACGGUGGUUUCACUAUGAACAAACGCAUUUCUUUUUUGCUCGAAAACUCUUACUUUAAAUAGAAAUUCGUGAAAAAAUUUCAACGCAAAAGAAGUAAAACCAAUAUUAUAUACUUGGAAAGGCAUUUACAUGGUGAAUUCCAUCAUCUGUAUGAACAGUUGAAAAGUCAACCCACCAAAUUUAAGGAGUAUGCACGAAUGUUACCAUUUGAUUACAUUUUAAAGGCUAUAAAACCUGCAAUACUAUUGUCGAAGAAAGAUUUAUGGUGACCGUGAGGUAAGUAAAAAAAAAAGUUCACAAAAAAAUCUAAUGAAAUUCUGAAUAAUAUAGUUAAUAUCUCAAUACAGUGGUUAUUACUUAUGAUCUACUCUAACAUGUUUGUAGGAGUAACCUUAGAGGAGGGCAAAGCUAAAUCAUUUUUUUCCAGUUCUUUUAUUAAUAUUUGUUGCAUAUUUGUCCUAAACUGCAGUUUAUUUAAUGCUGGGAGUUGUUUCAUAAACGGUAAUAAUGACUAGAACCAGCAUAUGUCAUCAUCGUCCUCGUUGAUUUGUUCCUUACGCAAAAAGUUAUUUUCUCCCUUUCAAUUUCAAACUUUUCUUUUCUUACAAGAGCGAUUUUGUGUUACUGGAGCUACGCGCUUUGGAGGCAUGGAACGUGACGGCUGAAGAAUGGAACUAGAGGGCAUCUGUUUGAGAAUAAUGCAGUCUUGUGUGUCUAGCCCAGAUGUGGAAAUCGUAGUCCCUGGUUGCAGAGUGAUGUGAUCAUUGCUUUCCGUGCAUGCUGUUUCUGCUGUAAAACUGCUGUCCUCUGCCAUAGACAUCCACGACUCAAGCUCACUAAUUUCUUCAACAAUUAUAUUAUGCUCACCUGUGUUUUGUGAUUCGUCAUCCUUAGUUGCCGAUUCCGAUAGAAUUGUACUAUUGCUUUCUUCGUUAGAGAAUUCUUGUAAAUUUUCUGAUUGUCCGAUAUUACCAGUAAUUUUUCGAGGCUUUAUUACUAUUCUUAAAAAUGACAUGCAUUCAAAAUAAGGCCAUGCGCCUUUAUAUUUUGGUUCGCUAUCAGCAUCAACUCCUGAAAAGGGGGUUUUGGAAUUUUUUUCAAUUCCCUACAAUAAGUAUCUCGCAGAUGUUUCCAUUUUUUCUUGACGGUAUCAUCUGAAACAAAGAAUUUGUGAAUUAAACCUGCUUUUAUUCCAUACUCCAGUUGUACUGUAAUGGAAAUAUUUUUUUUUUCAAUGGCUAUUCCUCGGGUUGUUCUGAAUGUUUUACUCUGUUACAUCAAAUAAUUUUUAGAGCUUGUAUAAAUAAAUAACGUUUUGAUUUCAGAUACUUGGCUACUGGGGUAUAAUUUCGCCAAAUCGCUUUCUCAUUCAGAAUUUCGAAAUCAUCUGUUUCCAAGAUUGUCAUAGAAGUUUGUAUAGCCAUAUGGAAAACAUUAUUACCAGCUCACAUGGCUAAACCCACUGUAAAAGACUUUAAAUUAAUAGCGCAAAGCUUUUGGGACAGAUGGCAAUAUCCUCACUGCAUUAGAAGCAUCGACGGGAAACACAUCCGCAUAAAAAAACCGAGAAACUCUGGUUCUAUGUAUUAUAACUACAAGGGUUACUUUUUAAUCGGAUUACUGGCUGUAACUAAUGCAAAUUAUAAGUUUGUAAUGGUUGAUGUAAGCUCCUAUGAUAAGAUAACGACGCAGGAGUGUUUGACAAUUGUCCCCUUAAACAGGCUCUUAAACUGGGAAGACUGCAAGUACCCAAAGAAGAAAAUUUGCCAGGGUCUAAUAUAGAAGCAUCAUACGUUUUAGUGGGAGAUGCUGCAUUCCCUCUGAAAGAAUAUCUAAUGAGACCUUUUCCAGAAAAGAAGACAAUUAAAGGUGACCCUAAAGACAACUAUAACUGUCGCCUAUCUCGGGCAAGAAUGGUGGUGGAAUGCUCUUUCGGCUCAAUAGUAUCCAAAUUUAGAAUUUUACAGAAAGCUAUCGAAACCAAUGUAGAAAAUGCUGAGCAUAUACUGAAAGCAAUCACUUUGCUUCACAAUAUAAUUCGCGAUUUGGAAUCCAUCACUGAAGCCGAAACCACAUCUUUUCGUGAGACCUACCGGUAUUUGCCAAAAACACCGCACCACAAUUUAGGAAAAAAGUUUAAUGCUUCAUCCCGGGCAGCUAUUACAGUAAGAGAGAAAUUCAAACAAUUUUUUGAACAACACCCUAUAAAUAGGAAUGAAUAAAUUUGAUUUUAUUGUUGGUAUUUUUGUACUUACAUGUCGUUCCCAUGACUUCACCGACCUUUUCCCAUUCUCUGUGCGUUAAUAGUCUGUCGUGGUAAUUCUUAUUUCUCUUGUCCCACAAAACAGGACGUUCCUGUAUUAAAUUCAUUUAAAUUUCUAGAUCCAUGCUUUGAAUUAGUUACGACAAUCACGUGCGAAUCGCGCGAAGUUAUCAACCCAACUGAUUAUGUCGCAUCGCUUUGUAUCGUAUGAUCGACAGCCGUUUGAUUUUGACGCAUCGCAAGCAGCAUCGCAACUGAUCGCUCACGUAGGACACUGCGUUAAUACAAGAAGUUUUUUAAUAUCGAAAUAGGGUAAAACUGAGGUUUUUGUCAGCAUACGUAAAUUUUUUUCAAAAUCUUUUGCGUGUCUAUUUCCCACAUAAAUUCAAUAGCUUUCUUUAAAAAGGGUCUCAAAUUAUUAGUUAAAUCAGAAAGAUUUGGAAGAAACAUAUGUUAUAAUACUCAGAAAAAUGAGCAAAUCUUUUUUGCACUUAGGAAUUUCCAUACUUUGGAUUGCCUUAAUUUUAUUAUCAUGUGAAUUGAACCUCAACUGCAACCAAUUGACACUAAUUAUUACAUAAUAAUCGGUACUAAAGGUGCAUUCACAUGACUUGGUAACGGAAUAACUAACUCAUGACAGUCUCCAGUGCUUUUGCAUACAUUAAACGUUAAUAUCCACGUUGUAUAUCAUUCUUCCGCCGAUCCAUGCGGGUAGUAAUGGACAGCUUCCUUCAGCUCUUAGUUCAGCAUUAAGUGCUGGUAUUCGAUAGGAAACAAAUAUUAGUCACUGGAGGCCAAAUCAGGAUUGACUCGGAGAUGGUCAAUGAAACUAAUGGCUUCAGUUAGUGAAAAGGUUUAUUAAUAUCUAAUUAAAGAUUAGGAGUAAUUGGACGUACACUGUUGAAGGUAACCUUGUUAAGUCUCGAGCCCAGUUGUGACCAACAGUUCAAUCGGAAACCCUUUCCGGUAAGGGUCUAGAAACUUGCGAGCACUUUUAGCGUUCAUCAAUGAGUACUAGCGGUACCUACCUUGUGAUACUUUAAAAUAUCCGUCAAUGUCUUGUCCGUGGACGUCUUAGAGACUUUAUGACGGCCUCUACGAACUUCUACUGCAUUUACAAGCAUUUUUAUGUCCAUACAGGUCAGUCAACGGAUUUCAUUGAUAUUUAGACUCCUUAAACCACAAAAACCCUCGUUAACAGUUCCUAACUCAAGACUGAGUGUUACAGAGAGUGGUGGAGCAAGUAAGAACGUGCUCGUAGACCUUAAUUUAUGCAAAACCUUCGUAUUACUGUAUAGUGUGAGUAAUAUUACCGCCCUUCCACUGUUUAGAAAAAAAUGGACGAACUAAAGAGCGGUUCUGUUUUUUCUGAAAUACCAGUGAGUGGUAAAUUAAAUUUUUUAAAGUAUACAGUGCAUUUCAGAAAUAUGACAAAUAUUUACUCUUCAGUGGUCAAUAUUUAUUUUUAUAGGGUAUAAAGGAAAAAUUAUUCAAGGGCCCCUUGGUUUUUGGCAAAAGACAAACCUUGACCCAACAUAUUAAAAAAGAUGCGUUCCAAUAAUAAUGACUUUGUACAGCAUCCUCUAUACAGGGUGUCCCAACUCUAUUGCAUCAAAUUUCCUUGACUGAUAAUAAAUUUGGAUCGGAAAUAGAGGUCAUGUGGCCAGCCCGGUCACCUGACAUAACCCCGCUAGAUUUUUGUUCUUGUGGGGAUAUUUAAAGGGACAAGUGUACAGUGAAGAGCUAAGAAAUUUGGAGGAUUUAAAAAGCACAAAUAAUUAAUAAAUUAUUCCAGUUUUAUAAUCAAUUAUCUCAGCCAUAAGCAAUUAUCUGAAAAUCCGUCAAUGUUUGACUACAUAAAAAAAUACACAUUUUUUUAAGUAGAAUUAAAUGAAGAGUAAAAAUUUGGUUUAAUAUACAUGAACUUACUUGACAGUGAAAACUUUGUUUUUGAGAUAUCAUAUACAGGGUCGAAAAAAAUCGUGUGUAAAUAGAGCUGGGACGCCCUAUAUAUAAAAUUGAAUUCUACAACCCCCGACUCAAACCCUCUAACUUACUUAGACUAAGUAGACUUCAAAAAAACUAAUAAAUCUCGUUGUAUACGAUUUUCCAAGAAAACUUCUGGUUGCGACUUUCCACGUGUAAUUUAUAUAUAUACGCCUUAGUAUACAGGGCGAUUUUGAGGCUGUAUUACACCUGAGACACAAAGAAACUUAUCAAAAUCACCUUUUAUACUGUGGGUGCGACUGUUUAUUGUGCCCCAUCAACUGUUAGAUCUUUAUUUAUAUUAAUAUAUACAGGGUGUCCGCAAUACACUCCGUAUAAAUAUACCAAAUAUGCCAAAGCAUUUUCCAUAAUAAUAAAUUUAAAAAUUAGCUAAUAAGGAGGUCUGUAGAUUUUUAAAUAUGUACCUAUUAUUAUAUACUAUAACGGUUAAAAAUGUUGGAAUCUUUUUUUUUUUUGUUAGUUAUUAUAUAGCGUAAACGUUUCAAUAUUAUUAUUAUUGAGUUUUUUUUUUGUAUAAAUAGUAAUGGUUAUAUAAUAUUAUUAUGUAUUUUUUCUCGAUAUAUAUAUAUAUACAUAGAUAUGUAAAAUAAUAAUUGGUUUCAUAGGCAAAGCCCAGGCCCGACACGUAAUAAUAUCGAUAGCAUCGGUGUAACUCGUUAUUACGGGGUUUGUGGUUUUACCUCCUGAUUGUGGCGUUUAAAAUGCUGUAAUUACCGUUCUUGAGACAAUAAGUUAUUUAUUUCUAAAACAUGG
This is a messenger RNA of Anthonomus grandis grandis, 12774 nucleotides long. It is a transcript of the gene ush, whose product is annotated as zinc finger protein ush. Gene Ontology annotation, molecular function: RNA polymerase II-specific DNA-binding transcription factor binding. NCBI's taxonomy places the organism in Eukaryota, Metazoa, Arthropoda, Insecta, Coleoptera, Curculionidae. Bases 333 to 3326 code for a protein of 997 amino acids. The record is from RefSeq and is a predicted model, not a curated record. Gene Ontology annotation, biological process: negative regulation of transcription by RNA polymerase II; heart development; positive regulation of transcription by RNA polymerase II. The transcript has 10 exons. Gene Ontology annotation, cellular component: nucleus.